AAACGAAGCAAGGAUUCGAUACGCAUUUUAUCAAACAAGUUAUAGUUGAUGCCAUGUUCGAAACCCAAUCUACACUGCUGAACUCUCAAUACAACUGACUCCAAAAUGCACCAAUUAAUUAAGAAAACCAAGUCCCCAUUUUGGCCAUAAAACAUGGCGAAUCUUAUUAAGUUCAAAGCUUUGCCACAGAGAGAGAGAGAGAGAGAGAGAGAGGGGCUAAUGAAUUUAAAAGAAGAUGCAAAAUGAUAAAAUGGUAUGUAAGCGCGGGCUAGCGCGAGAGAGAGGGAGAGAGGAAGAGAGGAUUGCAUCUUUAUAUAUACCAUGAAAAGGAACAUAGAGUCCGCAACUCUGCAAGCCAUUCGGAAGGAAAUUCCUCCUCCCAAUGGCCACCCCUCCGUUUGAAGCUCUGUGCCGCAAAAAGCUUCGUAGUUCUUUAAUCGGUACGUCCCGCAAAAAGUGGAGUUGGAUAUAAGUAGGCAAGUUGCCUUUGCCUAAACCAACUAUAAUCAGUACGUCCCUACCAAUUAACCCAAGAAAAGCUCAAAUUUUUCAGUGGAAGAUUACCAAAUAUUCGGACAUAAUACAGCAGCAGUCUGGUGUGGAUAUAUCAACUUUAUCCACAUGUCGGCGGGUGACGUCUUGCGGCCUCCACCCCCGCGACUGGUAGGUAAUAAUCUCAGCACGCAGAAAAAACCAAAGAAACGGUAUUAUCUUAUUUAGAAACAAACCCAUCCAUCAGUUCAUCGUUAACAACACCAACAUCACCAAUCCCAACACCCGACAAGAAGCAAACACAGAAACCAGACACUCACCCAGAAAUAUAGACAUACAACGACUGAGAUGGCGUUGCUCCGAAAGUUCUUUUCCCGGAAGCCGCCCGAUGGGCUUCUUGUGAUCUCUGAGCGAGUCUACGUAUUUGACUGCUGCUUCACUACCGAGGCUUGGAAUGAAGAGAACUAUAAGGUAUAUAUUGGUGGGAUAGUUGGUCAACUUCAAGAUCACUUACCUGAAGCUUUAUUCUUGGUAUUCAAUUUUCGUGAGGGAGAAGCACAAAGCGAGAUUGCUAACAUAUUGACCGAGUAUGAUAUGACCGUAAUGGACUACCCUCGGCAUUUUGAGGGUUGCCCAGUGCUGACAAUAGAGGUGAUCCACCAUUUUCUAAAAUCAAGCGAAAGUUGGCUAGCACUAGGGCAGCAUAACGUGCUGGUGAUGCACUGUGAACGUGGUGGUUGGCUGGUUUUGGCUUUUAUGUUGGCUGCAUUAUUGAUCUAUAGGAAACAGUACAGUGGGGAGCAGAAGACCUUAGACAUGGUUUACAAACAAGCUCCUCUUGAAAUUUUGCAUUUUUUGUCACCACUGAAUCCAAUGCCUUCUCAACUGAGGUAUCUACAGUAUGUAUCAAGGAGGAAUGUUGCCAUAGAAUGGCCACCAUUGGAUAGAGCCCUCACCUUGGACUGCAUCAUUCUCAGAUUCAUUCCUGAUUUUGACGGACAUGGGGGUUGUCGUCCAAUAUUUCGGGUAUAUGGACAGGAUCCUUUUCUUGUUGCUGAUAAGACCCCGAAAGUCUUGUACUCAACACCGAAAAGACGCAAAACUGUCCGGGCUUACAAGCAGGGAGAAUGCGAACUAGUUAAAAUAGACAUCAAUUGCCAUAUUCAAGGCGAUGUUGUGGUGGAGUGUGUUAGCUUGAAUGAUGAAAUGGCACGUGAAGAGAUGAUGUUUCGAGUAAUGUUUAAUACUGCUUUUAUUAGGUCUAAUAUAUUGAUCCUAAACCGGGAUGAAAUUGACAUAUUAUGGAAUGCUAGGGAUCAAUUUCCAAAGGACUUUAGAGCAGAGAUUCUCUUCUUUGAGGAGGGCCUUCCAAUGGAAGCAUUUGCAAAAGUUCAAGAGUUCUUCAGUUAUGUGGACUGUUUAGAUCCCAAGGCUGAUGCAUCACUAAAUGUGCUCCAACACAUGAGUGCCUCAAAUAUUGUCCACGAACUGUUGGAAAGCAGUUCUCAUGAGAGUGUGGAAACUAGUGGUCUAUUGCAGGAGACAAGUCCUAGAAAGCUUUGGGAGAAAAAGAAGCCCACGGUCUUGGAAAGUAAGGCUAAGAGCUCCUUGUCUUUGUCCCCGGAGAUUCAGUCCAUGUCCAUGUCCUCACCUAAGCAAUCUCCUGGUACUUAUCUGAGUAGAAAGGUAGCUGAGACUCCUGACAUUCAGAUUCUGCUUCAACUACCCAGACAAUCUGACAUCAGCUGCCAAGGGAUGCCUCAAUCUUCUCAGUCAACAAUAGUCUCCUCUAAAUCUGUGGAAGAUUCAUCUGUAGCCCAAACUUCUGACAUAGAACAUCAGCUACAUUAUCACACCUUAUCUGAAAGUGCAGAAACCACCCAUCCGCCAGCUAUAUCUCCAGUCAUUAUAGAUCCAACCUUGUCUGUUUCACACACAUCUGAAUCUCUAGAUGCCAAAAUUGUUUCGGUUUCACCCCCUACACCUCCUCCUCCACCACCACAGCCUUCCUCAACUGAUGUUUCUACGAAACUUUUUCAUUCUCCAACUCCUCCACCACCUCCAACACUGAUGCCUCCUCGAACACCUCCUUUGAAGGAGAAGCUAGCUGUUAGAGCUAUGCUACCUCUGCUUCCACCUCCACCCCCUCAUACCAUGCAAACUGCAAGUCCUACAAUUCUUGCCACUGGUUUAUUACUUAAUCCUCCUUCAGCUCCUGCAGUUACUUCAUCAACUAGGCUGCCCCCAAAUCCUCCACCGCCUCCAAUACUGCCACCUCCUCCAACACCUCCUUUGAAGGAAAAGAUAGCUGUUAGAGCCAGACAUCCUCCACCCCCACCCCCACCCCUCCCUCCCCCUCCCCCUCCUCAUUCUCAGCAGGUUGCGGGUCCUAGAGUUCCAUCUUUAGUGCCACCACCACCUCCUGCCCCCAUUUUUUCAUACAAGAACUCACACCCCGCAUCACAAAAUUCACCACCUAUUCCAUCCCCGCCCCCUCCACCGGCUCCUUUUCUUAAAGGUACCUCAAGGACAGGUGAUGGUCAUCCGGGAUCCCUUGCUCUAGAUGGUAAUGGAUCUCCAUCUUCUGGAUCACCAUCUAAUUCUCUCAGUAGGGGAAAGGGGCAAAUUCUUUCACGUACUAUAAGUGCCAAGAAUUAUCAUAACAAAAAACUGAAGCCAUUGCAUUGGUUGAAAUUGACAAGAGCAGCAUCAGGAACUCUUUGGGCGGAGGCACAAAAAUUGGGUGCAGCUUCAAAGGCUCCAGACAUUGACAUUUCAGAACUUGAGAAUCUUUUCUCAGCAUCACUUCCAAGUUCAGAUCAUGUUAGGAAGUCUAUGCGAGGCUCAGUUGGACCUAAAUCAGAUAAAGUGCAACUGAUUGACCACCGGCGGGCAUAUAACUGUGAAAUCAUGCUUUCAAUGGUGAAAGUAUCAUUGCAUGACUUAGUGAGUUCAGUGCUUGCCCUUGAAGAUUCAGCUUUAGAUGUGGAUCAGGUUGAGAAUCUCAUAAAGUUCUGUCCUACGAAAGAGGAGAUGGAGCUACUUAAGGGCUACACAGGAGAAAAGGAAAAGUUAGGGAAAUGUGAACAGUUUUUCUUAGAGUUGAUGCAAGUACCACGUGUAGAAUGUAAGCUUGCAGUUUUUUCAUUCAAGAUACAAUUCCAUUCCCAGGUUUCUGACCUUAGAAAGGGUCUAAAUGUUGCGAACUCAGCAGCAGAAGAGAUCAAGAAUUCAGCCAAACUGAAGAGAAUUAUGCAGACAGUUCUGUCACUUGGAAAUGCUUUGAACCAGGGAACUGCUAGGGGAUCUGCUAUUGGAUUUAGGUUGGAUAGCCUUCUUAAACUUACUGACACGCGUGCACGGAACCACAAGAUGACUCUCAUGCAUUAUCUUUGUAAGGUGCUUUCCGAUAAGCUGCCAGAAGUUCUUGAUUUUUCCAUUGACCUUGCCAGCUUGGAGCUGGCUUCAAAGAUACAACUGAAAUAUUUGGCGGAGGAAAUGCAAGCCAUAAGCAAAGGAUUGGAGAAAGUUAUACAGGAACUGUCUGCCUCGGAAAAUGAUGGCCCUGUAUCAGAAAAUUUCCAUAAGACUUUAAAAGAGUUUCUUCUUUUUUCUGAGGCUGAAGUGAGGUCUUUGGCAUCAUUGUAUUCUGGCAUGGGUAGAAAUGUGGAUGCACUGAUCAUUUAUUUUGGGGAAGAUCCAUCUCGCUGCCCCUUUGAACAAGUUAUUUCAACUCUGCUCAGCUUUGUAAGAAUGUUCAAGAAAGCUCAUGAAGAGAACUGCAGGCAGCUUGAGCUUGAAAAGAAGAAAAGAGCAGAGAGUGAAAAGACAAAGACGGGUGCCUCACAUGAGGAGUCCAAAUAGCUUUUAAAUACUCCAAUACACAUUGGAAAUGUUAAAUUAUAAGUGCUUAAAUGAACCCUUCUCUAGUGGUGUCUAAAAAUGCUCCAGUAUGACAAGAACCUUCCACAUUAGAGUAUGUUUUGUACAAAAAAUAGUUCUCAGUGUCAGUAGAAGCAUGUAUAUUGGUCAGUAGAUUGAAUUUGUAUAUGGUACAGAGUAUAAGGAUCAGGAUUCAGAUCAUUAUUGAAUUUGUCCGCUUUGAGGUAA
This is a messenger RNA of Juglans microcarpa x Juglans regia, 4602 nucleotides long. Its product is annotated as formin-like protein 13. NCBI's taxonomy places the organism in Eukaryota, Viridiplantae, Streptophyta, Magnoliopsida, Fagales, Juglandaceae. The record is from RefSeq and is a predicted model, not a curated record.